Molecule: messenger RNA, 687 nt
Organism: Trichogramma pretiosum
Lineage: Eukaryota; Metazoa; Arthropoda; Insecta; Hymenoptera; Trichogrammatidae
Exons: 5
Coding region: 92-502 (136 amino acids)
Molecular function (GO): odorant binding
Source: RefSeq, a predicted model, not a curated record
CAUUUCUUCAGUCAUCGUUUGCAACUCCGAGCGCGAAGUUACUAUACAUCUAAUAUCUCGAGAUAUAGCUUUUAGCUAUACGGCCCACACGAUGGUGAGAGUACGUUUGGCGCUUGUACUCGCGUUCCUCGUCUCGGCUACCGUCUGUCACAACAUCACGCUGACGAACGAUCAGCUGGACACUUACAUCAAGACUUGCUUGACGAAAACGAGAAUUAGUCAAGCUUUCUACAAGAGCGACGACGAAAACCUCAAGCGCCUGAGCGAGCGUCAAAAGUCCUGCUUUCUCGCCUGCAUGUUCAAAAAAAGCGGAAUCAUAAGCGACGAUGGCACCGUAAGCUCGGUGACGGACGAUCAGGAGGACAGCGCGACCAACAAGGCGAUCAAGCGCUGCACCAAACGCGCCAAGGGUGACAUCUGCAGGCUGGCCUGGUGUCUGCGCAAACUGGAAAAGUUCAGCUUACCGAUCAUCGUGCAGAAGCCCCGCAUAGUGCAGUACUGAGUCGACGUUGAUGUAGCAUACAAUAAUAUACGUAUUAUAGACGCGCGCGACGAUAUAUGUAAAUAUACAUGAAUACUAAACUAUAGUGGCCAUAAGACGCGAGUUCGAUCGUACUUCAGUGAAGAUGAAUCUCGUUAUCAGUGUGUAAACACGCUCCACCACGAGCCCGCGCACUCGAGCUAUCG